AUGCUCGAUGAUCAAAGUUUGCCAUUUAGUCCUUCGUGGUUCCCCCCGUCGCCAGAACCAUUUCCUCAAUCAAUGGAGCUUAGGCAAGACCCUACAAUGGUAGAAAGUGAGAACAUGGACGAAAUAUUUGCUGGAUUAUUCUCUGUUCCAGCAAUAAGCGAGGCUACUCCCACAACGCAGCAACAACCACCAUUAUCCAAUUCACAUGGAUAUGUACAACAAUCUGAUGAACAAGGUUUAUUAAAUCCAAACACACUGAAUUCUUUUCAUGAACCUGUUGUUUCUACAAUGCAACAACACCAACAACCAUUAUCCAAUUCAAAUGGAUAUUUACAACAAUCAGAUGAAGACGAUUUAUUACAGAACAUGCUGAAUUCUUUUCAGGAACCAGGUGGUUCUGCAAUGCAACAACAACAAUUGGUUUGCCAUUCAAAUGUGUAUGUACAAGGAAACUUACCAAACAUACAAUCAGAUCAGCAAUACUUGUCCAACCAAAACAUCAUUAUGAAUUCAUUUCAAGAUCCAAAUAUUUCUACAAUGAUAAAUAUUGUUCAACAAACCGAAGAAGGAAACAAUGGAUAUGCACAUCAGCAGCCAUUGAUUGAUUCUUUUGAGUUACCAAAUCAUCUUCAAGAUCAGUUUCUAUCACCACCUGUACCAGAAAAUUACCCGUCGUAUCCGGCGUACCAACAUGGUCCGAUUGGUUCGCAUUUCAACAUGUACGAGCAGCAACCAACUCCGAGAGCUUUAACAAACAGAGAAGACGAACCCUUUCCCCCAAGGAUGGUUUCAGAUUUGGCUACGACAUAUUCUCAACAAAAUCAAAUUUCUGUGAUUCCUCCUCAACCUCGAAUGUCAUCGAGCUCGACUAGGAAUUAUUUUCAACAAAAUCAAAUUUCUAUGGUUCCUCCUCAACCUGGAAUACCGUCCAACUCGACUAGGACAUGUCCUCUACAAAAUCAAAAUUCUAUGUGGCCUCCUCCAUCACAAGUGCCUUUGAGCUCUACUUGGAUUCCUCAACAAUAUCAAAUUCCUAUGGGUCCUCCUCAACAAAAUCAAAUUCCUAUGCGUCCUCCUCAAUCUCAAAUGCGGUCAAGGUCUACUACUACUAGGACUCAUCUUUUACAAAAUCAAAUUUCUGUGACCUCUCCUCAACUUCAAAUACCAUCGAUUUCUACCAGGCAUCAUGGCAACGCGCAAGAGUUGGUAGAUCAGCCUUUUCCGAGCUUUAGACCCCCUCAACAAGAGACUUCUACACAAAUACGUCCAUGCACAAACUCAUUGACUACUCCUUUACAGACAAGUGCUAUUGUGGGGCGUCGAAGAAGAAAUGAUCAAAAUCAAUUUGUGCAGGGAGAAUCAUCAUCGCCUGCCCAAAGAAAGAGGAUCGUCUUGCCAAGAAGCAAUGUUGAUUCAAAUGCAGUCGAUCAUCCCAGUGAACAUAGGAUACAAAAUUCAUUAUAUGAUCCAACAUAUGAAAGCCUUGUUUUAGCUAUCGAUCCUAUUUUGAGAAAAUUCCAUUUUCAACGAUGA
This is a messenger RNA of Camelina sativa (false flax), 1533 nucleotides long. The record is from RefSeq and is a predicted model, not a curated record. Lineage: Eukaryota; Viridiplantae; Streptophyta; Magnoliopsida; Brassicales; Brassicaceae.